Molecule: messenger RNA, 642 nt
Organism: Stylophora pistillata
Lineage: Eukaryota; Metazoa; Cnidaria; Anthozoa; Scleractinia; Pocilloporidae
Product: thiamine import ATP-binding protein ThiQ-like
Source: RefSeq, a predicted model, not a curated record
AUGAUUCAUUUACAAAAUGUAGAAUUUUCAUAUCCAAACACUUCUGAAGUGUAUCAAUUCACCCUAAAGUGCUUGUCUAAAAGCUGUACCGUUAUCCAAGGAAAAAGUGGCUCUGGUAAAAGCACUCUUCUUUCUCUGAUCAGUGGCUUUCUCAAACCAAACACGGGAAAAAUUACUCUGAAAGAAGAAAACAAAACCAAUGCUCCAAUCCACGAACGACCAGUGAGCUCCCUUUUCCAAAAUCAUAAUACAUUCCCACAGCUUUCUGUUUUUGAAAAUGUUGCUUUAGGGAUCACCUCCAAAAGAACACUUACAAAAGAACAGACCCACCAGAUCAACACUAUUUUGGAACAAGUUGGACUUUUGAAGCAUACAAAUAAAAAACCCAACGCACUUUCUGGUGGUGAGCUUCAACGGGUUGGGUUGGCACGAUGCCUCUUGAUGCGUCGUCCUAUCCUCUUAAUGGACGAGCCCUUUUCCGCCCUUGAUGAAGAAACCGAAGAAGAGCUAGUUACCCUAAUCCAGCACAUUCAUCGUGACUUUCAGCUUACUUUAGUCAUCGCUGCGCACCGAACAAACCUUUUAGAGAGACUAUCCCCGACACGUUACAAAAUUGAUUCUGGCAAACUCUAUAAGGUUUAA